Molecule: messenger RNA, 1001 nt
Organism: Lolium perenne
Lineage: Eukaryota; Viridiplantae; Streptophyta; Magnoliopsida; Poales; Poaceae
Source: RefSeq, a predicted model, not a curated record
ACCGGCCAGCACGAGCUCGCGGCUCUUCCCCAGAGUAUAUAUACCUAGCUAGCACACUGUCAUUUCAAAGCAUCAACAACACACAACUACCCCUAUUCCUGUAAUCGAGCCACUCAAUUAGCUUGUCCAAUUCACCCAAAAGGAGGAAACCAGCACGAAACAUGUGCUUCGAGUUUGGCUCCUGCUUCGGCGGCGGCAGACGGGAAGACUAUGGCGGCGAGCGGUCCGCUGCCCAGAAGGCACAACACGGUGGCGGGCGAAGAAGGAACCGCAGAAGCAGCGCAUACUACGGCGUCGCCGGCAACAAGGUGCCGCCGCCGGCCACCUACCACAUCCACAACCAGCCAACACCCGUCUUUGACGAAGCAGGACACAAGGCCUACCACGACGGCGCGCGAAAACCUGAUCGCACAGAGGUCAUCAGCCAAGUCGGUUACGGUCCCUAUUCGCAUGGCAAGGCGUGGCACAACAAGGUCGGCGACGACACUGGUCACACCUACUCCUACACGGCGCAACCCCACGAAGCAGCUGCUGAUCGUUGGCAGAACGAUGCCAUGGGUUACCACCAGUACCCAGCCACUACCGCCAAUACUACCACUCUCGUAAGGUACUAGUUAGCUAAGCAUGGCGGUUCAUCAUUCCCUCCCUCUACCUGAUCACUGCCUCUGCUUCUGUUGUACCUCUGUUUUCCCCUUUCUAUUUCUCCUCUGUUUUGGUCACUCGUCCUACCGUCUGCUCAAAUGGAAAGGCACCUGGAAUUGUGUGAGUCUGUCAGUCUGUGGGAGAUACAUGAGGCUGGAGAGUUUGGUCAGAGCCUCCAUGUUUUGUAGGUAGAUGUGCUGCAGGAAGAAGGUCCAGCUCCAGUAAGCUUUGUGUUGGUAGAUGCCUUUCCCGGUCUGUUUGUGUAGUGCUUGUACUUUAGUAGUUUAGUUCAUCUGUUUUCUACUUACAUCUUCUAUCAUAUAAUCAAUCAAGUGAAAUAAAGCAUCGUUGAAUCUCAU